UUUUUUUAAUCCACCUGGCACCGCCAACUCCAGGCUCCUCUCAUCCAUUUCACCUAAGAAUGACAAACAUUUAAAAAAUAUAUAAUUAGGCUGUUUCACGGUGUACGACGGUGUCAAACGUCAACAGGUUUAUCAGAACACAAUGUUGUGUUGCCAUCCAGUGGCUUUACCGAGUACAAGGCUCGCCUUGAAUCUACUCUGCAUGUUUGUGAUGAUGUGCUCAUGACGUAGGUGACAGGUCACACAAGGAGAGAGUGGAAACUUAAGCAGGCGUUUUCCUUCACAUGAUGUCUUGAAGACAAACUUGUCAUUGGCAGUUGAGGGAACGACACAAAGCAAAUUAUCCUCACCGCUUAAGUUUGAAAAUGAGGGCCUGGGUGAUUGUGAUCCUCCUGGGGUACAGGUUCUCUCCAGCCGGCACAACGCAGAGGCAGUGUCCCUGCCAAUAUGAGCUACACGCUGUGUGUAGACACGAUCCAGCCACAGUCUCGGUCCCGUGUCCAAAGAUGGCCGGCGAGGAUGUGACAUUUGCGCUUCUAAAGGAUGAGCAAGUGAUUUACAACCAAAAGUGCAAUUACACUAACAACGCGUUGGACUGUGAAUCCAACACCAGCGCUGAUUUGGUGCUACGUGAGGCCAACACAUCCGUCAGCUUUGUCCUUACUGGAGAGACGGCCAGAAAAGGUGGACUCUACAGGUGUGAGGGCAUGGUGACGUUCCCACCUCCCUUCAAAACACAGAUGAGUGCUGUGAGGAUACUGGUGCAUGUGGAGGGUCACCAUUGCAGCACCGGGAAAACCAAAGUGGGCAAUGGAGACCUCAUGAUUUGGAUCCCUGUGCUUGGAAUUCUCUGCAUCUAUAGCAUCAUCAUUACCAUUAUCGCUGUGGUCAACUGGGCCACUGAUCGGCAGGCAGAUUUCCAAAAUGACUACGUUAACACAAAACCCAGUGUCACCAGCCAGCGUAGGAGGGAGCGAGCCUUUAGGAACACUCGACAUCACCACAUUUGAGAACCCAAAUGUCUCCUGAGAUGC
Phyllopteryx taeniolatus (common seadragon) is the source of this 1034-nucleotide messenger RNA. Its product is annotated as T-cell-specific surface glycoprotein CD28. Gene Ontology annotation, biological process: T cell receptor signaling pathway; regulation of T cell proliferation. Gene Ontology annotation, cellular component: external side of plasma membrane. The transcript is spliced from 4 exons. The record is from RefSeq and is a predicted model, not a curated record. Lineage: Eukaryota; Metazoa; Chordata; Actinopteri; Syngnathiformes; Syngnathidae. Bases 366 to 1010 code for a protein of 214 amino acids.